This is a messenger RNA of Salvia hispanica, 2005 nucleotides long. RefSeq names its product Tetratricopeptide repeat (TPR)-like superfamily protein (gene OTP80). The record is from RefSeq and is a predicted model, not a curated record. Lineage: Eukaryota; Viridiplantae; Streptophyta; Magnoliopsida; Lamiales; Lamiaceae. Gene Ontology annotation, molecular function: zinc ion binding; protein binding; RNA binding. Gene Ontology annotation, biological process: RNA modification.
GAUCAUCAAUGAGUUCGUUACUACCUCAGCUUCAUCUCCCGCCAAAUUCAAACUUCCCCAAUUCCAACUCAGUUCGUCGCAAGAAAUCGAUUUCCCUCCUACAAAAUUGCAGAAAUCUCGAUCAAAUAGCUGCAAUCCACACCAACAUCAUAAAGAAUGGCCAGGAGCAAGACCAUUUCGUCGUGUUCGAGCUUCUCCGUGCUUGUUCCAGAUUCGACGCCAUUGAUUACGCAAUCGAGGUUUUCCGUCGAACAAGGCAGCCGAAUGUCUACGUUUACACCGCCAUAAUUGAUGCUCUCGUCGCAUGUGGGUCGUCCUACCACGCAAUAAGCUCGUAUGUCCACAUGAUUGAGAAUUCCGUUUAUCCAGACAAUUUUGUCGUUAAUUCUGUGUUCAAGGCUUGUGCGCUAGAACUCGAUUUAAGGGUGGGUAAGCAGAUACACUGCCACGGUUUAAAACUCGGACUGUGCUCGAAUCGUCAGGUUAAACUGAAGCUGAUGGAGUUAUACGGAAAAUGCGCAGAGUUUGAUGACAUGCAGAAGGUGUUCGAUGAAAUGCCUCAAACAGAUGUUGUUGCUAUGACAGUUAUGAUUUCCUCUUACUCCGAACAUGGAUUGGUUGAAAGGGCUCUUGUCGUUUUCGAUUUGCUGAAGGUACGGGAUACAGUUUGCUGGACAGCAAUGAUUGAUGGACUUGUAAGAAACGGUGAAAUGAGCAAGUCAUUGGAGUGUUUUAGGCAGAUGCAGAGGGAAGGCAUUAGAGCUAAUGAAGUCACAGCUGUCUGCAUGCUAUCCGCUUGCACAUAUUUGGGAGCAUUGGAGCUCGGAAAAUGGGUUCAUUCAUACAUUGAAAAGUAUGCUAUCAAGGUUAAUCAUUUUGUUGCUUCGGCUUUGGUCACUAUGUAUUCGAGGUGCGGGAGCAUCGAGGAGGCGGAAAGAGUGUUUGAGGAAGCGAAAGAGAAAGAUGUGAGCACUUACAAUUCCAUGAUUUCCGGCUUAGCGUUGAAUGGCAAAACCAUGGAAGCAGUUAAAUUGUUUGGAAGAAUGGUGAACCAAGGAAUUAGGCCAACAAGCAUUAGUUUUGUUGGUGUGCUUAACGCUUGCAGUCAUGGUGGUUUCGUGGAUCCUGGGUUCAAGAUCUUCAGAAGCAUGCAAAAUGACUACGGAUUUGAGCCAAGAGUCGAGCACUAUGGAUGCAUAGUUGACCUAUUAGGCCGGGCAGGAAAAGUGCACGAGGCUUAUGAGUUCAUUCAAGAAAUGGGAUGUGCACCAGAUCGUAUAAUGUUGGGGUCGCUCUUGAGUGCGUGCAAAGCUCAUAAGGAAUUUGAGUUGGGGGAAAAGGUCGCAAAAGCUCUUCUUGAUGAUGACGGUGUGCAAAGAUCUUGUGACCCUGGGACGUACAUACUCGUCUCUAACUUCUACUCGUCUUGGGGGAAAUGGGACGAGGCUCUGCUGGUUCGUGAGGAGUUGAAGAAGAAGGGCGUUGAGAAGGAGCCGGGGAGCAGCUCCAUUGAAGUGAAUGGCGAGAUCCAUGAGUUCCUCCUAGGCGACAUAACUCAUCCGCGAAGGGAAGAGAUUUAUGCAAAACUAAAAGAGAUGGAUGAGAAAGUGCGCGGAGAGGGCUAUGAUCCGCAAGUGGAAAAUGUGUUGCAAGCCGUGGGGGAUCGAGAGAAGGAACAUGCUUUGGCCAUACAUAGCGAGAGGCUUGCUAUAUGCUACGGGCUUAUAUCGACUGAAGAGGGCCACAGUUUGAGAGUGGUGAAGAAUUUGAGAGUUUGCGAUGAUUGCCACGCGAUGAUCAAGCUCGUCUCGAAGGUGAGUGGCCGGAAGAUUGUGAUGAGGGAUCGGAAUAGGUUUCAUCACUUCGAAAACGGGAGGUGUUCUUGUGGAGAUUAUUGGUAGAGGAAGGUUGAUUCUUGAAGUUUUGGAUUUGUAUUAGAGCUUUGGUUGAAUACCAAUCUCUCUCUCUCUCCUUCCACUUUAUUAAUAUUAUUGGUUAUUUAUUA